AUGUACCGUGCGGUGUUGUUAAUUGCUUUGGUUCCGGCCCUGGUUUUCGGAAAUGUGGCCCGCGUCUGUACGGGCAAUCGUCCGCAUCCAAUCAGUGUCGAUGUGUUGGGUUGCACCAGCCCACCUUGCGAUUUGGAACGGGGGCAGGACAUUAUUGCCUACAUCGACUUCACCACUGAUCGUUCCGUCACCUCGAUGACCACGCUUGCUACCGCAAUGGCGACCGGUAUUGUAACGGGCUACCCAGUGGGGUCGAAUGCCAUCACGUGCAAUUUUCUGCAGGGCUCUAGUUGUCCGCUGAGCGCGAACGAAAACGUCACCUAUCGCUUGACAUUGCCCAUCCUGCCGAUAUACCCUCUUGUUAGCCUAAGUAUCGAGGUCGAUGUCAUCGAUCAAAACAACCAGUCCGUCAUCUGUUUCGUGGUGGAUGCUCGGGUCGGUGCCGCAUCGAAGUAG
Molecule: messenger RNA, 456 nt
Organism: Anopheles nili
Lineage: Eukaryota; Metazoa; Arthropoda; Insecta; Diptera; Culicidae
Product: NPC intracellular cholesterol transporter 2 homolog a-like
Exons: 2
Coding region: 1-456 (151 amino acids)
Biological process (GO): intracellular cholesterol transport
Molecular function (GO): sterol binding
Source: RefSeq, a predicted model, not a curated record